AUGGCAGCGCUUGUCGUCCUGCUGUUGUUAUAUCCAUUUGUGGGCGGGAUUUGUAUUCACAAUGUAUCGCAGUUAUCACUUUUCGACAGCAUCUACUAUUGUUGCAUCACUAUCCUCACUGUCGGUUAUGGCGACAUCGAAUAUGGAAAACUAAUCUGCACUUCCUUUAGACCACCUAUUUCCGUGCCAUACCUAAUAUUGUUCAUUUUCGUGGGCGUGACAUUGGUGACCAUAUCAGUGGAUGUGGUGGCGACAAAUAUCAUACACCAAGUGCACUACAUGGGGAGACGAAUGGGACAAGCGAAAGUGAUAGCGGACAAAAUGAUGCAGAUGGCGCAGAAGAUCAGCAUCAAUAGGGGACUCGGACUUGGCAUGGCACAAUUGGGUGCUUUCGCUCGUAUGGGAGUUAUGAUCAACUUAGCUUCCAACGGAAAGAAAGUAUCUCGUCAAGAAAACGGUGAAGGACAACGAGUGAGCACCGCGUACGACCCAGACUACGAUCUUGAUCUCAUUGAUCGAUUGAGUGAGUUAAAUAAAUAUUAUCAGAACUAUAACUGCAUACUAUCACAACUUUCAGCUGUAACGGUAUUCCCUACCGCAAGGUGGCAA
Molecule: messenger RNA, 609 nt
Organism: Ostertagia ostertagi
Lineage: Eukaryota; Metazoa; Nematoda; Chromadorea; Rhabditida; Trichostrongylidae
Source: the annotation of a GenBank genome assembly